AUGACGAGCGGAGAUUAUGUCCGUGGUGCUACGAUGACGACGAAUGCCGCACUGGCUUUCCAGCAGGAGACCUUGUUCCAGAUGGUGGCCCAGACAUUUGAGGAGAAUGCGAGUGAAGAUUUUCUCGGCGAUGUUCAGCAGGGAGAUGUCGGAAUAGUUGGCACAGAGCUGGCGGUUGUCUUUUCGUUUAUAGACAUGGAAAACUGUGGCGGCCUUGAAGUCCUGCGGCACUUCUCAUUGACGGUUCUCCUCGGCGAGCGGGUUGCUGAUGGCGGUGUCGUUGUUAUUGAACCAGUCCUUGUGUUGGUGUCCUGCGUGACCGAAGACAGCCAGGGUCGUCGACUGAACUGUGUCCCUCAAUGUACGUCAUCAGCUCUCCGCGGGGGCGUUCUCGUCGUGGUCGUCGUCGGCGGCGGCGGCAAGGGAGGCUGGCUAGCCGGUAGCCAACUCACUGCCGAACUGGAGAUGAUUGGCAGGCUGAGACAACAAAUCAACAUUCAACUUACCCCGAGGGCCGUAUACCUUGAGGUCUCCUGCGAGGCUAAGUCACUCACAAUCCACAGUUCGCGCCUUCGUCAUGAUGGAGUACAUACAGCGGUCAUCGUCGGCAACGACGGUCGUAUGUGUGGGUGGGUGGGUAAGUGUGCUGUUGGGUAGGUUGCCCGUAAAAGGCGCCUACUGGACCACCAGGUAACUAGUUAAAUAGAACUAAGCCUGAACAUGGGCCAGUAAUGCUGACAUGGCAUUUCUGUGCAUUUUUUCUCUAAUCUCGGGGGCGCCAAGGUUGAUCAUGCGUGUUUUUGCAGUGUCACUACGCCCAGUCGGUGUUUUGGCAACUGAAGGCGGCAAUCAUUGAAGCCAGAGUCUUAAAAUGACGCCACUAUUUUCCCGAUUUUGAUGACGUCCACAUCUUGAUUUUGUCUACAUCAAACGUAACCUUUUAAGUGAUAGUUGUGGAUAAUACAGAAUCCUGAUUUUGGGCCGUCAGUCUUUGCUGAGUCUUCCAUAUCUCUAUUUAUGUAUAUAUACAUAAUUUCUGAAUCUACCCAGGCUGACCGGCCAUUUUGGCAGGAUCCCCUUCCUUCUCAGGGAUGAUGUGUCGACAAGCGGUCAGAUGACUGAUAUUUGAGGUGGCGGAUGGGAGUGGGACGGCGUCGGUCAAAUUAAUCUCCGAAUUCUGGAAUUUUUUCAAAUGUCCGUCUGUUGUCUGCUUAAGCACACAAGUUUGUCAGUAAAAAUUGCCCUUUAAUCCAACAUUAAGCGACGUUUUAUGUGCGGAGGUUACUACCGACAUCACCUUUAAAUGCGUGUUCUACCCCGGCCUGCCCACAGCAAAGUAAGCAGUCACUCUGGCCUGACGAAUAAUUUCAUCGGAGAUCAUAUAGGAGCUGUGAAUGAGGCACCUGAAGCAUUCCCGCGUCUGAGACUCGUUCCUCAGUAGACUCCUUCUAACGGAGCUGAACACCGCCGAAUCUGCAAUGGAUUGAAUAUAGAUUCGGAUAAGUUCUUCCUUUCAUCGCAGAUCUGCGUGUCCACGGAUUUUCGCCGUCCUAACUGCCACCUGGUUGCAGGUUAUGUCGAUUUUGGAGGUCUUUAGCUUCCAUAGGCUGUGGGGCUAUUUAUGUUGAUCCCACAGACGUGAUUUUUCACAGAUAUCGACUGCCGCAUUUCUUGUGCUACAUAAUAAUUCCCGCGCAAAACAACGUCCCUGCUCGCGGUGGACUUUGUCGAAAAAAUGGUCGAACGGUCGUGCGUGUUUCGCGAAGGCAGAUGCGCGUUCCUUCUGUUGCAUGGGGGCUUACGAAAUAACGCUACCACGCGAGUGCAAGCUUCACGCACCACCUAAAAAUGAUUUGGAAAAUCAAAGUGCGUUAUUUUCACAGUUCCAAACCUGUGCCAAUUGACAGUAGGAAUCUCCACUCAUGACCAAGCUUGACCUACAGUGAUUUAGGUGUUCACACAUUGACCUCCAGAAAGUCUUUGCUUAGAGGAUAACAAUCACAUCGUAACCAAGCACUGAACACUGUCUGAUUUCAUUUAGUCAAUUUUGUCGGCUACGUUAGGUGGAUACACGCACGUGCGACCCGAUGGAUAAUGGUGAUAGAGAGUAAACCAAAGUUUAUACGUUAGCGUGAGAGCAUUUUUGCUCUACAUUUAAGUAAUUUUCACACGACUGCUACUUCGACUGGCAAGUCGACGUCAUUGAAGGGUGGCUAGUUAGUUAGAUUAAGGUUUAUUUACAUAAAUUCUCUUCGGGCAGGUAAACUUAUGUGAGAACAUGAUAUAAGUAAGGUAUGCGAGGAAUUAAAAAAUGUAAUUAAACGUUAGCCUCUUUGCAUAAUUAUUUUUGUGGAUGGGAGCUAACGUGAGACGGUAAAGGGCAGAAAUAACGGUGUCAGAAGGGAGUUGCACGGCGCAGAGAAGCGAAUGCUGCCGAUCACCUUUCGGCCAUGGUAAACGCGGAGCCUGCACUAGUAUCGUGCGUGGGCGCGAACGGACAUACGUAACAUGGCAGUAGUUGUGUCAACGGUUUCCAGUGGACGCUGACCCAAUGGCUAUACAAUUGACACGGGAGGCCUCGUUCAGCCCACAUCGUGCGCGAAUAGAACGGUGCGUGCGAGGAUGGCGUUAAUUUUGCUCCUAAUACUGCUUUUAUAGACUCCUUCCGGGGGAUGUUUCCUAUUCUUUUGCUUAGGCGUCGACGCGUGCGAUCUAGGUUGAGCAAACGAGUAAAUGCACACGGACAAGAUUUGAGCUGGCAACCUUUCUUUACCUUCUCUUUGUAAAACGAUGUUAAUUUAGAAUAGUACCUGAAGUCAAAAAUAGUUCGCAAAACAGGUUGAUUCGUUUUGUUUUGGAAACCAUUAUUCCGGUAUAUCAAUCAAGUCAUGGCCACAAUCUAACACCAAAAUUAAAACGUAAAAUUGCACACUAGAUUUUGACUUCAAGAAGGCCCAAUGUGCGGAGCCUGUAAAUGCCAAUCCCACAAAUACUUCCGAAACAGAUUUCUACCCUAGUGUUGGCACACAAUUAUCUCUUGAUAGGAAAUAAAUUUAAAAACAGUUAUCCUUCAAACGGAGUUAACAAUUAUCGAACCUGCAAUGGACUGAAGAUAGAUUCAGAGAAGUUCUUCCUUUCAUCGCAGAUCUGCGUGUCCACAGAUUUUUCUGUCAUCUGGUUGCAGGCAAUGACGGUGAUGGAGGUCUGUAGCCUGCAAAGGCUGUGUGACUAUUCAUUUUGAUCCCACAGGUGUAAUUUUUACAGAUGCCGACUGCCGCAGUUCGAGUGAGGUAGAUGCAGAGCAAGUCUACUCUCAUUACAGGCUACUUUACGCGCUAAUCGACGUCCCAGAUAAAGGUGGACGUCGUUUUCGACGUGUUUCAAGACAGCAAAUGUGCGUUCCGCCUGCUGCAUUAGCGUUUGCGAAAAAAACGUUACCACGUGAGUGCAAGCUCAGCGUACCACCUGAAAAUAAUUUGGCAAAUCAAAGUGAUUUAUUUCCGCAGUUCCAAACCUGUGCCAAGUGACAGACGGAAUCUCUAUUCAUGGGUUGGCUUAUCUUGCAGUGAUACCGGUCGUUACACAUUGCCCUCUGGAAGACGCACCAACAUUGAGGGUGCGAUGGCAGACCCAGUUGCAAGCCCAUGCAGCACCAACUGUCAUCCCCUACUUGUCGCUGAAAAUCCUGUUCGUAUUGUUUGUUGUAGAUCAGGAAGCGUGGUGGUACGCAUAGGUGCUUGUUUUCGUCGUGCUAGAGGCCUGCGCACGCUCCUACCUUCGGUCUUCAUGACACACAUGGGACCACAUGGGAAAGCAGAUAAGCGUUCCAUUUGCGAGCUUUGAUCUACAAUGAUCUCAGCCUGUAAAAACGGACUUCCGAGAGCUCUUUGCUUGGAAGUUUACAAUUGUGCGACUUUUUAAUACCGUGAAAUGGCCGUUCAUAAAACGUCAUGUCUCUGCAUUUAUCAAUGUGAUUUAUAAAUUUAACAAUAUGGCCAAUUUCACUGCCACGUUUUGUGAACCCCAUAUAAUUGCCUCUUAAUACCGUAUAGCGAUGUAUAGUUUUCCGCACGGCUUGUAGCUUGGAAACCCUGAAUGCAAGUGUAGCGGCAGGUUGAGUUCAAAAUUAUUCAGAAAUUGGAAAUGUUUUCGAAGACCGAAUUAUGCCCUUUCUUUGAGUAUAACAUUGGAAGUGUCGUAAUUUUCUACCGAAUGAGGAUGACAAUGAAUUUAUUUAUUUGUGGUUUCUGUGAAAUAUAUUUGAAUCUUUGAGGUCAUCGAAAAUCACAAAAAUUCAUGGUACGUAAGUAGUCAUUUUUAAAGAGCAUGGUUUUUUUUCAUGCAACCUUAAAAAGUUCGUUUGAAAGCGGACAUCCACAGGUCACUAAAUUAAUUCAGAAUUAUGCUGCAUGACGAUCAGUUAUACAAUCCCACUUAACUAAUGUUUUCGAAAUGGAAACGCGUUUUGGAAGUUCAGUUGACAGUUCAUGAGUUAGUCCAUCUUGUCUACUUUAGCGUGGUGGCCUUUGUGGGCUGAUUUCUAGUAGUUUUCCCACGAAUGCUUCCUUAACUAGCAAGUCCUGUGCCACUGGGUGGUGGCAAUUACUUUUUGGAAAACUAGUUUUCUAUCCAUGAAUUUGCUUCGGGGCGGCAUAUUUAUGCUACAAAAUGGUUUAAUUAAGACCCGUGUUCGUGUUUCAGCACAAUUAUUUUUUGCGUGUGCGGUGUAAUAAGCGACAGUGAGUGGUAGAAUGUGUCGUGUCAGGAGGGCGCGGUGAAGUGAAUAAUGAUAAUUGACCUUCGGCCACGGCCGAAGGGGGGCAGGGGGACUUGCAUAAAUUUCGUGCAUGCAUACAAGACUGGGCUACGCAUCCCAGCGACAGUAGGCCCCGCGAUUGCUAGUGGACGCUGGUCAAAUGGCUUAGGUUUAGGCAAUAAGACCUAGAGUCUUGAGUGGUUCGCAAAACAGUCCGGCUUGCUUAGAUGUCGAAACUAUUAUUCCGAUCCAUCGGGUACAUUAAAGCUACAGUAGGUAGACUUACUCAUGAAAUGUCUACCGAAAUUCCGAAAUGCGUUUUCAUUCCGAAAAGAUUAAUUAAGUAGCGUUGUAAAACAGAUCAUCAUGCAGCGUCAUUCUAUAGUAAUUUGGUACCUCAGAAUGUCGGUCAUCAAAGUAACUUCUUCUCGGGUGCAUGCGAAAACUAUACUCUUUAAAAAAUGACUACUUAUUUAGAAUGCGUUUUUCUCACUGAUUUUCGAUGCCAUUAAAAAUUCAAUAAUGUUUCAUAGAAAGCAUGCAGAAAUUUUUUUAUUAUUUUGCUCAUUCGGUAAGACAUUACGUCUGCGUUCAACCUUAUAUUCGCAAAAAGUGUAUAAUUUCGCUUUCAAAAACUUUUCCGAUUCCCGAAUAAUUUUGAACCCGAUCUACCGUUACGAUUGGAAUCAAGAUUUCCAAACUACAAGCCGUACAUUUGCCGCUUACGGAAAAUCAUGCACUUAUCUGCCAUAUUAAGAGGAGACCAUAAGGGGUCCAUAAAAUGUAGCAAUGGAUUUGAACAAUAUGGCUAACUUUGGAAGCCAGAUUCGUAAAUGCAGAUAUAUGGCGUUUUAUGAACGGCUAUUUCACGGUAUUAAAAAAUCCCGCAAAUAGAAACUUUUUAAAACCGAAUUAUACUCAUCCAUCGAGUAAAGCGUUGAAUGAAGGCGUAAUUUCCUUCCGAAUAAGUAGAGGAAUGAAUAUUUUUAUGCAUGGGUGGAAGCUACUACGCAAAUCCCAGGUUCUUGUUGUACAGAAGAUGAACACAGUCGCUGCUUCCGCACGCGCCCACGGCGAACAAACGGAGGAGAGCCGCCAACACUCUGGCACCCUCUACCAUAUAUAAAGAACCUGUCCGAAGCGAUAGAACGCAUCGCUGGAGAGCUCGGCGUGAAUAACGCUCACCGUCCGACAGCGACCAUGAGCAGCAAAAUCAUGCGAGUGAAGGAUUGCCUAGACGUGGAAGAACAAUCGGUAUUACCUAUCAGAUCCCAUGUCGGGACUGCCCUCGCCACUACACAGGACAGACCGGACGACGACUUAGCUCACAAAUAACGGAGCACAAACGGGCGGAUCGGAGAGGCAGCCCCUUGUUUCAGAUCGCCACCCACACCCUGGAGGAAGGCCAUAAAUUCAACUUCGCGAGCACGCGGAUAGUAGAGCAGGCCAGCAAUAAGACAGAGCGAGAACUGUUAGGGGCCUGGGUAUCUGACACCAACUCUAUCAACAGACACGUUGACAUACCCCCCCUGCUAUCACACGCUCCGUUCCCGCGGCCAAGAGGCGAGACCCGAUUUCCAGCGAAGGGUGCACGCAGUCACGCCACCGUGAGACGGCGUUGGACUCAACUUAUCGCGAAUACCACCCUCUGCACUCAUAUCUCUUCCACCCUUCAUGACGAGCAGAGGUUUUCUUUCCAUAAAUUCGUUUCGGUAGUUGCUGUUGUCUCUGAUGAUGGGUUCGAGCAGGAAUCUGAAAAGUCAGGUUAAGAAAGAUCUUGUCUCAGCGAUCGUGUCUCCUUCUUUAAGACUACUUCCUGGGACUCCUCUCUUCGCUUCUAUUCGUAAUGUUCAUCUUUCAGCACAAUUGUUUUUGCGGAUGCGGUGAAAUAAGAGGCAGUGAGGGGUAGAAUGUGUUGUGCCGGAAGUGAAUGAAGUUAGUCGACCUUCGGCCACGACUGGGGUGGGGGAAGGUCUUGCACAGAACGGUGCUACGAAACCCAUCGCAGUAGGUUCAGCGGUUGCUACUUAUGUAACCAAUCUUUACAGAGUGUAGUUUCUCGGCGCCCGGUAAGACCUUCGUUCAAAGGCCGGCAUCCUGAAGUAACUGUACAAUUACGGAAUUAUGCUGCUUGGUGAUUAAUAUAACAGCCUUACAUAAGUAAUCUUUCCAAGUCGGUUAACUCUAUACUACUGACUGUCAAGAGCAGGUGUGAAGGACAUCUACGGAAGUUUUAAAACAAAUUGUCAUUUGCUCAAGCAUAGAAAUUCCUACGAUUGAACGGAAAACUUGCUAGUGAAUACGAUGUGACAAAAAACGCCAAAUGUUGUGUGCGCGGCUAACUUAAGUUUAUUCUAGGACCCAGCAAGCGUUGCGCACAAACAUCCACACCGCCGAAGACAGCAAUAUUACUGAAUUUAAUCAACCUAUUGAAAAAUGCAUACGCGGUUUACACCGAACCCAAGCAGAAUAAAGGGAGCUGUUGCCGCAAUACACUGCUUCACGUCCAAAUGUCAACUAUGAGAAGCUCUUUUCGGCUCGCGACGCACAGACUGGAGUUAAAAUCAGAUGCUAAACGUGUGACGGCUGUUUACUUUCCCAAGUUUUCUCAAUCAACCUGCUUUCCCCGACUAGAGGUAUGAAUGUGCGCUGAACAAAAAAAAACAGGCACGUUUCUAACCCUCAGACAAGUGCGGUUUUUUUCGCGGAAUCUCGUUCCGUUGGAGCCCGUAUCUCUGAUUCCCCUUCAAGAAAUUGUCGGGCCUUUUUUAUUUAAGGAGGGAAACCCCAGAGAUGCAAUUAGGCAGAAAUUAACCCCAAGGAUUUGACGAUUUUGCGACUUUUGUUUUUGUCAAGUGUUUGGCAGCCAGUCUCAGCAACGCCUGCGUGUUCAUAUUGAGCGCAUGCGGGGUGAGAAACAGGCGUGUUAAUCGAAAACAGUAUCACAUGGGUUCGAUCACAACGCGUCAGGCAAACAGCAUGCAGUCUUUGUAGGCAGCCGAAGGGCGGUUCAUCCAAAAGCCUAUAUCCUAAAGUUACUGAAUUAUUGUAGGGUUAUGCUGCAAGGUGACUACUUUUACAACCCUACUCAAGCAAUCUUUUCGAGUCGAAAAAGCCUCAGAGGAUUUCGGUUAACAUUUCGUGAGUCAACCAAUCAACUUAGUAUUGGGGUCAUAGGAUGUCACCAUGGCGGCACACGUACUACUACGGUGUCUUAUGACCCCAGUAUAUACUACUGACCGCCUGUUGGAAGGUUAAUACAUAGUACGUGGUUAUGUUGUUGCGGCUAAUGAGCCUCGGCCCAGAUAUUCAUAUAAAAUGUCGGUUUGAGCCUACAGACCUAAGUUUAAACUGAUUCAAUUCAACUUGCCGUCAAAUUGGUGGGGGGGGGGGAAUUAGACAGCAACAGUUUAUAACUUAAAAAGGAGCAAUCACCUUUCUACCAAUCCAACAAAAGUCCCUGCGAUUGGUAUAGAAAGCCCUACGCACUUGGAGGCCAUUUUUGUCUUUUCGUCAUUUAUAACCUAAGAAUACUGCAAAUUUUAGUUGAGCGCACAUAACAGCCAUUGCCCGACGGGUCUAUGUUAUCGAAAACAAGCUGCUUUAAAGUAAAAAUCUGCUCUAUAUAAGCUGACGAGGACUGUUGCCAAGAUAAGUUCACGGUUUUCGCACGAGGUAGACAACCAUGCGGUAUCCAUUAAGUGCUGUGGUCCCCUGCGUGCUGCUUAGUGUCGCCUGCUGUGGUCUGUCGAUUUUCAUUAUUUUGACUAAAAUUCCACCGUAUUUUUCCUUUUUGUAUUUUUUUAAUUAACAUCCAUUUUAUAUGGGCCAUUAUGUAGUAAGAUUACCCUUAAUCUUAAAAAAUUCAAAGUAUUCUGCAUUUCCUUCCUCGCCCAUUAUAGUUGACCCAUCAACCUGUAAUACUUGAAAGGACUAGACAAUCACUGACUAAUAGCUUUAGCUAAGUCGGUAGUUGAUGGCAAAUGCCUGUUUAAGUGUUUUUCUUCCGGACUUUUGAACCACUAAAAUGCACUAAAAUGUGGUAACAAAAACGGCAGGAAAUGUCGUUUGCUUCAAAUCAGAUCAGUCUGUUAUAACAUAUGCGUGGGAAAUUUUAGAUUUAAGCUACUAGAGAAGUAGGCUUCGGGAACAAAUUAACCAAGUGGUUAGUUUUUAAACGAAAACUCCAUCGGCUAAAGCUGGGUUUUCGGACAAAAUUUGUGACUGUCUGGCUAGUGGCCACGUGCUGCGUUUGAUGCCAUUUUCAAGGUAGACUGACAACUUGUGCUUCCAACGCAAAAUUAAAUUCAGUAGACUAUGACAUCUCACAUGUGUUUUGUAUGCAAACAAGGAAAUAUUUUAUCCUAUCUAAUACUUACACCCUUCAGUAUCCAAUUAACGGAGUUGGAAUAUUACAGUAAUUCAGCACAUUCUUCAGUUUUUUAACAACUCGAGGGGUCAUAGUGCAAAUGCAUCCCCAAACACUGAGAUGUAAAAGUUGAGCUGAAGGGCAACCAAGCAUUAGGAUCUGGUGAUGCAUACACAGUAAGAGGCCUAAUGCUACUAGCCGUGGCAUAACUGCCCGCUGGCAGAUCGCGUGCAAAUUCGCCGGUCCCAAAAAGUUCUCCGACGUCCUCAGUUUCUCACUAGCCGUUUGGUGCCCUUUUUGCAUUAGCAUAGUUUCGUAAUUGCGGAUAAUGACUGGAUAAAGACUGCACUUUGUAAUUGCUAAAAUGUAUGAGUAUAUUUAAUGUGGAAAUGAAUUUGACGCAAGAUAGUAUCGCUUCUGCUUAGAGCAGUUUAUUACAGCAUACAGUAAAAAAUUAUAAUGUUGGGUCUAAGGGAAGGCUUUGGAAAGAAGCUGAUUAAAUGGUUGGUUGUAAGACGAAAAAUUGAACGGCCAAAAAUAGGUGCCAAUACAGUAUAUUCUCAUUCUCCGACUGCUUACCACACACUACCUUUCACGUCGAUUUCAAAAUGGAGGAAGCUUGUCCAAAGGCUGCCAGCCAAUGUCUGUAACGCGACAUUGAAUGCAGUGGAAUAUGUCAUAUCACAUAUAUUAUAUAUUCAGACAAGAAGAACCCCUAUUUUAUUUGAUAUUGAGACAUCGGAAGAUUCAAACCGGGCGUCGAAUACCUAAUUAGCAAGGAUGGAAUACUUUACUCAGCAAAUUUCUGCUUUUAACAACUCGAUAUAUCAAAAUGCGAAUGAUUCAGCAUCGCGCAUCAUGAUCCGCCAGAAAAUCACACGUAAAUUCGCUAGUCCCAAUAAUACCGCUUUGACAUGCUCAGUUUCAUAUUAGGCAGUUUAAUACCCUUUUGUAUUGGUAUAGUCCCAUGAUUGUUGAUAAUGACUGCACUGUCUCGUAAGUGCACAUUUACGGUGAAAUAUCAUCUUCCUCUCGUCUUAAAGCUAUCCAAAUUGAACCCGGCUUUCCGGUUGCCUGUGGGGUCCCAGCUAUCCAACGAGUACACGACCUGGCCGCCAGACGCAGUAAAAUCCGCGCAACACCCCACAGUUGGCCUUGGCACGUAAGUAGGUUGCAUAAUGCAAAAAUUAAAAAAAACCAAGAAUAAUGUCGGAUAGUAGUGAGCUUUACUAGUGCAAUACCUGUUAAGUAAUGUCUGUUUUUUUCAUAGCCAGUCAUGAAUACUGGCAAAGCCGUUAUUGUCCAUCGAUCUGUCUCAAGUCCCCAUUGGCUGCAUCCCGAUUUUCAAGGGUCACUGAGUAAAUGUGGACUGCCGGUUUGAUUGGCUGGUUGAAAGUACGGUAAAACUAAAAACCAGCCAGCGCAUAUUGCGUCCUGACUACUUGAAAUUCUACAAGAUGGAUUAAAACAGUAUUUGAUGACCAAAGGUGUGCGCAAAGUAUGAACAUAAGUUACACAAGUUCGACACCACUAGAAGCGCUUAAGCGAGUAAAUUUAAUUAUCAAGCAGCAAAUCAUCGGUUCACGGGCAGAGAAUAUAUAGUUACAAAUCCAAAUAAGCAUUUGAAGUAAUUGAUUAUCUUGAAAUCCACCAUCAAACGGUAUGAUCAGUUACCUACCAGUGUAUAUUUGUAAAAAUAUGAGUGCUAAAACUUUUUAACACCCAAAAGCUGAGGUAUUAUGGACAGCAUGUGAACGUAUGGUCAGGAUGGUUGUGAUUGCUGACAGAAGCAAAUGGGCGAGUUCCAGGAAGCAGGAACAAGCAAUUUACUGGUCUAACGUUCCGGAUUCUCAAGGAACAAGGAGUGUACGUGGCUGCCAUGGCAUCAUAUGCGCAUUGCAAUCAAAAGUUCUCGCAAUUACCGCUGGCGCCGUAAUUGAUGCGUCGUUACCUGUCGCGAUUUCGUCAUCCGUGUUGGAUGCUGGUGUGACGAUUGUUCGGCAAACUGGCUCACUGUCACGGAGACUAUUGCUCGCGCGCGCACUUUCCACGUGACCGAUUCCCCUGCCCAAGGAAAAUGUCAGCAUGGAUUGCGGUACGGGAGGUCGUUGUGCUUACUGAUGGAUUGUGAGAGUACGCAUAUGGUCCCAUAGCAGCCACGUGUUAUAAAAACUGCACUCCUUGUGUCACCACUACCUUUAUCUGCGACUGUCUAUGAUGAUGAGUUCGAGUGAGAAUCCGAAACGUCAGACCAAUAAAUUUCGUCUUUCAGUGAUUGCAUCUUCAUCUUUUUAAUCGCUGUGAUUCUAGGCUAUAUACAAAUAUGUAGUGUAGUGUUUUAUGUGUUCAGGUCGUUAAAGUCAAGCAUUAGACACAAUUAAAGCGGCCUGCAUAGCUGAAACAGUGCGAAUGAACACAUAUGCAUAGGGCCAAUAUCAGUAAAAAUUUAAAAGACAAACUCAGUGUCAGCCCAACUUAAACGUCCUACAGUGACGUAUAUAUCGAAAGCCGCACUGCCCUCGACUGCAGAAAUCGAAGACUUCGAGGUCGUAGGUGCAAGUGUUGGCUAAAUGCAUUUUUUUCCAAAGCCAUUCUCAAAAAUCGCAGAAUAUAUUAUUUCCAUCGAUCAGAGGAUCAAGUCUACGUCACAAUGUUGUAGGGAACCAGUAUGGACUACGUCAUACACCUUCACGUAACAUUAUAAUGCAAUAAGAUGUUGUCCUUCAAGGUGGGAUUAUGGUCGGCCCGUUUCGGAGAAUAUCCAUUUUGUGGAGGGACACUCAUCAGCCCCUCCCUUGUCCUAACUGCGGCGCAUUGCGUGGGCGGUCACUUUGGUUGCGAAGAGUUCCCCCUUGGAGUGGAAUUCGGCAUGCCGGCAACACCGGGCAAUCGGCUGCAGGUGCUUGUGGGUGCCCAUGACUACACGAGAGGGGAUGGUUCCGAGCGAUGGUAUACUGUGAGGCGCAUUGUCGUCCAUCCGAUGUACAACCAAAACGUAGCCCUGGAGGGCAAUGAUAUCGCGAUACUGAAGCUUGACGUUAGCAUAGUGCCAGGUACGUUGACGCGAGGCUUUCAGGAAUCUGCAUCUAUUUACAAGUAGGGAUACCUUAAGCAAACAUGCACGACAGAUUGAAUUCAAAUUUGUAUCUGUUUUUGCUUGUCCACCACCACCACCACUGACACGUCGGGUCAGUAAACGUCUUGUUUCAGCAGUCGCGUCUACUCCUUUUGAGGUGUUACUAUACCAGCCCUAGAUUCUUCAAAGUACUCAAGCGGCCACUGUUAACUCACUCUCACGCGAGGUCAUUUGAUCCACCACCACCACCACCACCACCACCACCACCACCACCACCAUCAUCAUCAUAACCUUCAAACUCUAGAUCCUUCUCUCUAACAAACGGACAUACCAGAAUAAUAUUUUUUUAAUGUAUAUGUUUUUACUUCCGUUUUAAAGUCACACAUUAGCUCACCUCUUGCUUUCUCCUCAACUCUAUAUAUGACUAGCACAGAAUGAGCGCAUUAUAAAAAGCAUACAUCUACUUGCUCCAAAACAACUUUCAUCUGUCAUUACGCAAUAAUGAGCCCUAUCCAUUGGAAUUUAAGAAUUAUGCCCAAUAUUAUGACUUUAUUUUUUUCCUGUUGCCGUUGUUAAGAUGAGGCAGUACAGCCUAUUUGCUUCCCGUCCAGUCGUGUCGUUCUACUGCAAGGACAAAUGUGUUUCUUUGCUGGCUGGGGAAAGAUGUAUACGAGAUGGUCAAUGGGCAAUCUGGUAUUACCAAGGACUCUCAGAGAAGCGGAAGUUCAGAUUGAACUUGAUGAACACUGCAUGCAAUACUUCAACCCGUAUUAUCGAGAUCGUCACACCUGCCUGAGAACACCAGGCACGGUAUGUCCUAAACGUGUUACUGCCUCCGACCAAAUAUGAUACUUGUGAAUGACGACAUUGUACUUAACUGCAAUAGGUAGACGGUUCUUUCCCAGAUAGCGCAAAAUCACUGAUGAAGAGAAUUUGGACACAGUACUUUUAUACUGCAUCUCAUAUUUGGUGUCAACCUCCGUAGGUGGCUCUAAAGGUAUUGAUGUGGAGUUAUUUUGAAUGGCAUAUACACUGUCGAAAGAAUAAAUACUCGCAAAAAGAAUGAGGAGAUCAGUCGGCAUAUAUUCAGCAGGACACCUGGUCUUGAAAAAGGAGACACGAUCGCUGGAACAAGAGCUUCAUUAGCCCGAUGUUUCGGAUUUCUGCUCGAACCCAUCAUCAGAGAUAAAAGCAGACACGGCUGGUUCAUGCACAAGGGGCUGCAGUAUUUGUAGGAUGCAGUCGCCAUGCCAGCGCAUACCUAUGAACAUUCCCGGGUCCCCUAUUCACCCGGGAUCGUUGCACUUGGUGCGCUAAUUGUUUGAUGGCCGACAUUCGCGUCGUUGAUUGACGCAAUCUCAUCAAGUGCGUUUGAUGUUGGUGUGAUGAUUGCUCGACCAUCUGACGCACCGAUCCUGGAGUUAAGAAAAGUGUUCACCCGCGCGCUCCUGCAUGGCCAAUUAGUCCGCCUAGGCGAAGCCUCAGCACGGAGUAUGGAAGGGGAAAUUCAUUGCACUCGUUAAUGGGCUGGGGGCCAGUAAAUCAUGAUUCAAGCAACUCCCGACUCACGCGGUUGUCACCUCUUGCGAGAAUUUCAGCCCCCUCGAAUUCGAAUGUGUGGCCGGAUCUAGUCGAAUGAGCGGCGACUGGAGAGCUGGCGUCAAUUCCCCUCACCGCUGCAGCGUGUUCGGCGAUUCUCGCAUUCGGAGCUGUCUUCCUGGUCGCGAUGUGAUUGGUAGCUCAGAUCGCAGAUUAGGCAUCAAGACAAAAUGGGACGGCGUGUCCCAAAUGAGACGGCCACCAUAAUAAUUAAUAUUUUCGAUGACAAUACAGUAGACGUCAAGCCAGAUAACUGUCGCCGCAGUUUAAGCCGCAGGAUGACCUUAGCCACCCGAGCUUCAGGUUCGAUCCCAAAGGGGAAGAGAAGAAGUUGGACACCAGUUGCGAGAAUAGUGCAUUCUGCUGAAAAUAAUCGGUCGACUUUGAAGGUAAUUGGCCAGUUUUGGCGGUCAUGAUUGGCCGAGAGUGCGCCCAGGGCUGUUAGAACGGCGUGGGCGUCAUCAUAUCACGCCUUGUGCAAGAGCACGUCUGGGUCGACCUUGAAGGUAAUUGACCAGUUUGGGCGGUCAGGAUUGGCCGAGACUGCGCCCUGGGCUGAGAGAACGGCGUGGGCGUCAUCAUAUCACGCCUUGCGCUAGAGCACGACUGAGUCGUCCUUGAAGAUGACUGGCCAGUUUGCACGGUCAUGAUUGGCCGAGAAGUGGUGAGCACUACACAUCUAUCACAUAAUACUUGGCCUGGGACUGUAGGUAUGCGAUGCCAUUGUAGUGAAUGUCCUCCUUGUGCUCGCGUCUGAAUGUAGGCGGCUGCCGACUUACGGAUGAGAAGCAUCAUCUGUUAUACGGCUACCGUGGAUGCUAUGUAACAGUCUCUGUUACAUUAAUUGCCCUCAUCGCAGUAGAGGAUGCGCAGCUAUCUAUUGAUCUAAUGCUCGAGAGCCAGGCUGGCUGAUUCAUCGUGAGCUCUUCAUAAAGAAAUAAAUUCUUUCCCAGUUUUGGAACGUUCUUUAAUAUUCCUCAAGCCGUGACAUCCUGUGUUUAUUUUUGUUUGCCAGAAUUUGUUAAAAUGAACUCAACAGCAACUCGUAAUGCUUUGACGCUUAUAUUAUGCAUAUAUUUUGAGACAUUUGCAUAGAUUCUUGUGCUGUGGACACUGAUUUGAGUUUUUGCCGAUUAGUCGUUUGGAUGAACAUUGACGUAAAAAAAGUAAAUUUGGUCCCUAGACGGGACAAGUGAAUAGGAACACACACAAUUCCGGAAAAGGCAAGGCGUUCCUGCGCACUAAGCCAAACAAUAAUUCUUAUAAAAAAACCGUUGCCCACAUAUUACCCCUAACCAUAGCCAUAACAUUAAGUCUGCAGUUACGGCUAGCCUCUACCUUAUCCCUUAACUUGAUCCUGAUUUACACUACAGUAAACUUUAAAUCCAGCUUUAAAUCUAAUUCAUAAUCUAGCACUAGCCAUAACCUCAAACCGUACCCUAAUUUUAUUGGGAUCUGGCUCCAAGUCACUCAUAGUAAAGAAGAUUCUCGUUUUUCUGCCCCGUUAAGGACGCCAUAUAAGUCAGUCCUACUCAAAAUGUUGCUAUUAUUGAGUAUUCGCCUAAAAAACGUACCCGUAGAAUUGUUGAUACCAAUCCUUCCAGAUGUAAAUCCGUGUCCAGUUGUCUGCCUAGUUGCAAUCUUAACACUGCGCAUGUCAUUACCGAGCCUUGUUAUUUAUUUUUCAUGUGUCCUCUCAUAUUGAUCAAGUCGAAUAUUCGAGAUGAUGGAUAAAAAAGAAUUUUGAAACCUUUUUGGUUAAUAAAUACUAUUACGGCGCUUUGGGGAUUUUUAAAACAGCAAGAAGUCGUUAGAUAUAAGCAUGAGUUCAUGUGUUUUUUCUGUGUGGAAACGGCAAAACAGAGUAAAUAAAUUUCUGCUUGGAAAUACAGGAAGGUUCAUUUAAACGGUUUGAUUAAAGUUGUGUGACGGGCAGCGUUAUGGAGCAUAGACGCAUUUGCCGACCUGGUGAGAAUUGGGAGAAUCAAACAAUGACGGUUGUUGUAGCUCAGAUGCCAGCUCAUUCUCUGUGUUUCUCAACGUACGAAAACUGAGGCAAAAAGCCAGCUUUCAGACUGAGAGUCCGCGAAACGGUAAGCCUUCUUGUGAGCAGAGUAGCCACCAACAAGCACAUACGCAUAAGAUGCAACUGUAGGUUUCUGUUCAACCAUGUUGAACAGGUAUUCCAUGCAUUUUAGAGUCCAUGCGGAGGCGACAGCGGUGGCGGACUAUUUUGUCCUUCAGUGGAAGGCAGCUGGUUCUGGUAUGGAGCGAUUCAUGGCGGAAGGGCGGACUGUUUGAUUGACGCAGCGGUGGUCAUCAAUGUUAUGACACUUCACGAGUGGAUAAAAACCAGCGCUUUUCGCCUGGGUCUGUAAUACAACAUUGAAUGAAAAGUCAGUUUUAAUUGAAUAAAAAAAACUGUUUACCAAGGAAAACGGCAUGCUAUGUGGGCCUUCGGCCUUAUUGACUCUGUACUGUCAGCGGGCUUUGAAGGGGGUGGGGAGGGGAAGCAGAGAGUGCGGAAGGUGACACGCAAGUCUAAUACCACUAUGAAAUAAGUCACAGGUAAGUUCGCAUCCCCACCGUCGUCCUGCUGUGGAGCCCACAGUGGACAUCCUCAGUCACAACGGUUGAACUGUCGCCACGCAAGUUUGUUCACAACGAUCGUGGGGGGCGACGUAAGGUCGGUCACAAGCAUUAUAUAGACGAAAUUACCACAUGAGAGUUAAAAAUACUUUUUUUAACUAAAAUUUGAGACCGACGCCCUUGUGGUCAUAUCUGUGCCAAAGGAAUUGUCGUCUCAGAUCGAAAUACGUAUCCGUUGGACAAGAUCGCGAAAUGCAGCCCUAAAGUAUAUGGUCGUGUUGGCCUCGAUCACAAAAAGCUUAAUGUGGAUAAUCGUGUUUAAGUCAUUGGAGUGUGUGCCUGGACGGAAGCUGAUUGGCUUUCACAAGUGGCCAAGUUAAGUAUUUUAAAGUCGAUCUGCAAAUCACUUCACGACAUUUGGUAUUCCCGCGGUGGUAUAUUAUUUAAUUGUAAGCGGAAGCAGCUAUGCAUGAGCAAUUACUUCAGUACAUACGCACUCGCGAGAGAAGGAGUUGAGGAAGGAGAUGACUAGACCAAGCGGUUUCAGGAAACUUUCCGGCAGUAAUAUUGCUGGGCAAGAAUAGGCUACCGACUCAGACCUUCUCCAUGUGCAUUUGUUCUUCUACUUGCUCCUGUGGAGCAGGCUACAUUGGUCCUACGAGUCGAGGCGCCUGUUCACUGAGAAUAGCUCCAUGCUCGCACACGUGGUGGAUUCUGGGCUUUGUGUGGACCUCAACGGAGCCCUCCGUGUGAUUUCCAACGUUACACCUAACUACCAUAAGCGACUGGAUCAGCGUUUGCUAGCAACAGCUGAAACCACAGCUAUCAGGCUACGGAGCUUGGUCCCAUGCGCGCAGAAGAACCUCAUGUACGCUCCUAGACGUACUUCUAAGCAGAUGUGCUGACGCCAGCAUCCGAACAUCUGGCAUGGACAAUAUACAACCGUCUACACUUUCCUGUCCCUUCAACAGAAACGCAAUCUGGACCACUGGUUGGCGCAAUGGAUUAAAAAAAUCGAUCGGUAGAUAACGGUGAUGAAGAACUUAGAAGAGUCCUUGCGGGGACGGGUAUGCUGACAUAAUUAUUUUAAAGAAUAUUGUCACGCGAUCGACAAAACUCAUCAUACUGACCGCAGAAAAGAAAACGCUGUUCGUCGAAGUCGUCUUUCAAGGGGACGCGGCGUUUAAGCUCCUGAGAAGGCGCCUUGACCAUGUCAUUUCAAGGACCUUCCCGGCGGCCAGAGUUCAAGUAUUGUUUUUGACCAACGCCGUCUUACUCAGGCAAGGUACGGAUAGGCUACCAGCUCAGACCACCUCCAUGUGCAUUUACUCAUUUACUUUCUUCUGUGGAGCAGACAACAUUGGUCAUACGAGUCGGCGCCUAGCUGCAAGUAUACGAGAACACAUUUCGGCAUGACUGAGGAGAGGUAAGGGUAUACACAGCUCAAUCCUCGAACACGUGGUUGAAUAUGGGCACGGUGUGGAUCCCAACGAAGCCUUCCGUGUCAUUUCCAAGGUUCCACCUAACUACCCCAAGCGACUGGAUCAGCGCUUAUUAGGAACAGCUGAAGCGAUUGCCAUCAAGCUACGAAGGUCGGUCCUGUGCGCGCGAAAGUAUCUCUUGCGCGGUCAGCGUCUACUGCGGUCAAAGAUCUAUAAACCGCCCGUCCCUCCCCCUCCCCAUGUGACAGGUUCUACUUAACAAUCACUAGCACUUACUGCCUCCUCUCCCAUUAUCACAAACCACUUAUAUGCAGAGACGAACCGUUUUGCCUCACACCUCAUUCUCCUAUAAAUGAAUUGACCAGAGGAAAAUUUAUCCGAGGCACGGGUAUGUUCGUCAAAUGGUUAUCUGAAUUGCUGCAUGGGAGUUUUCACAACUCUAAAAGCGAUGUCCUAAACAAAUUCAGUUCCACGCCAUAUGUAAGCUGGAAAUGACGCAUGGAUAAGGUCAGAAAAACUGAAAAAGGAGCGACCACGUUAAACCCCAUCCGCCUACGAUUCGCUUUUGUAAAUCCCAGUCAAUUACGCACGGACCAGGCGUUCCUCGCAGAGGGGCGAAUCAAACACGGCUCCUGAUUCCGUCUCCGGUCUGCUUGAAUCUGCAUUGACGCGGGAUCCAGGUGGAGGAUGGGAGGGCGCAACAAAUGUGUCCAGUUGGAGAGCCAAUAAGGAAUGAGCUAGAUGCGUCAGGCGAAUAAGGCCCUUGUUCCAGCGAUCGCUUCUUCUUCUUCUUUUUCUUUUUCUUCUUCUUCUUCUUCUGAUCAACUUGUUCCUGGAACUCGCAUAUUGGCUUGUAUCGGCAAUCACUAUCACUACCUGGCCAUAUCGAAGGCCAGUGUUCGCGAGGAGUAGUCGCUUAUCCAAUUGCGAUAGUGGUUAUCGCGGCAGGGAGUAGCUCUGAGAACGAUGGGAAGCACAAUGACAGAGAGCCGGCCGCUGGCGCUGUUGGUCCUGGCGUAGGUCCAUGCGUGCGCCUGAUUCAUGUCCAGCUGCAACCAAUCAUUGAGGAGGCAGAUGUCGGUGUGCAUUAAGCUGUCGCCACGGUGGGGAGGGGGGAUGCUUCUGUAAACCCCCAGUCCAGUACGCACAUACCUGGCGUGUGUGGUCCGCGCAAAGGAAGGAAUCACAGUUGUCAAACACGGCGCCUGAUUCAGUCUACGGUCUUCUUGACUCUGCCAUGACAGAGGAUCCAGGUGCAUGAGCAGAGAGUGCACCAAAUGUGUCCAGUUGCAGAGCCAAGAAGGAGUGAGGAGGAUGUUGAGUAAGUGCACCAUAAACUAAUUUACGCUCAUGUCGCCGUUUUCGCGAGGAGCACAUGGCGGGUCGAACUGUCGAAACCUAAAGCUAACUCGCUGAGGCAAUGGGGAUAGAAUGAUUUCUGUCGCCUUCCGAUUUGGUUUAGUAGCCCCACCCGAAGUAAACAACUCCCAGUCAUCUCAAAUACGGAACCGGUGGUAAUAAGGGUUUUCACAGGUGGAGCUGGGAAACGCACAGGUGACAAGGUCAAGUAGAUGAAUGUAGAAGAGAAGCCAUUGGGGGUGCGUGGUUGUACUUUCAAUGAUUGAGAAAUAGUUGCGCUAACCGCCAACUCUAACCCUAACCGUUAACUAUAGUACCUUAUCCUAAACCCCAACCGCUAACCCUAAGCGUUAACUCUAACCCAUAACCCUAGUUCCUCAUCAUUACCCCUAACCACUAACCCUGAUCCUUUACCUCAACCCAAACAGUAUUGUAUGCAUGGGGUGGCGCUAAAAAACCACAUAUUACUGUAAUAAGCGUCCUACUGUCAACUGCUAAAGUGUUGUGUCUUCGGGGCCAUAGUUCUAAUGAUAGGCUUUGAUUAUAUUGCAGUAAUAAAUCCUCCAUGCCAACUUGGUUCAUUUUUCAAAAUGUGUGAGAGAAGAGUGCGGCUAAUUAUGUACACGUCACUGUAGAGUAGUCCAGGUGCAAGUCAACGACUUUGCGUCCGCCAUGCGAUGAUGCACACGGUGGAUACCACACUGGAUACCACAAUCAAACAGUCCGACUGUCUGUGUCUGCUUGGAUCACGCGGUAGAUGUUUUGAUAUUACACAAAAGGCUAGAGUGAAUCCCAGUAGGCUUUAUCGAGAAGACGCACAUAUAACAAAUGCCAGCAUUUGGGGUGUAAUGGAAAACCCAACUGGAGGCACUCGUCGCAUCAACUGGGAUCCCUGUCACUCCUUAUAUUCGUUGUCGUUGAAAAUCCUGGUCAAGUGUUUGUUGUGUUCCUGGGAGUGUUGUGGUACGCCAAGGUUUCUUUUUCCUUAAUCUGCAUCUGGUGCCGACUUCAGCUGAGAGUUAUUUAAAUCCUGAAUACCGAAAUUUUUGAAUAUUUAGGAUGAUUAUAAAUGACUGCAACGCAAUUCGAAAUUCCAAGAGGCAACAAAAAUAAGCAUCCAUGAGUAUGCAAAAAUGGCAAUUCAAGAUUCUGGCUUAAGUCACCAAACCUAAGCUUUGCAUGCGCGGACACAUAUGGGAUUGGCUAUGAGUCGUUUACUAAGGGUGUAACCUGUGGCACUGUCGGUUGUUCGCUCAUAUAAAUCUGUUCAAAUACUUUCUUCACAAUCAGGUUCCCCAUUUCUAUAAAAAGCCAGCUUAUCGUCCGUUUGAUCAUAUCCUUUUAGAUAGGAAGAAAACAUUGACUGCCUCUACUGUACGUUCUAUAUAUGGGAUUCUUUGCAGUCCUGUAUGGCAACACCCAAUGUCAUUGCAUAUGUACUCGUUCGAAAACGUGCAUCGGGGAUAAGCGUUUUGAAACGCUGACGUCAUCGGUUGACCGGUCUUGUUAUUAUGCUCGUCUGUGACCUGGCUUGCGACGCUACUUUGGCCACUGGGGACAGCAAUAAAAUGCGAAAGGUCAGUGGGGGCCAGAUGAUGUCAGAUCAACAUGAGCAACACACAAUAUGUUUGGCCGGUCUGAGAAUAUAGGUUGAAGGGUGGUGAAAGACGAUUUAUUCAGUGGACAGGGCACAGUGUUGUGGGUUGGUGACUGCAAAGAGAGGUUGAUUUGGGAACGCGUGAGAUUCAGGCAGGCAUUCCUUCAGUAACUGACUGUUACCUGGGCAUUAACGGUUCAUUAUACUUAAUUGACCGUUAUCGUUGAAAAUAACGCAGACUAUCUUAACCACCAUGUCAUGUCUCAUGUCAUCAGUAUGGCGGAAUUACACUCUAACGUAGUGUAGAUUAGCGAAAAAUAAAUGAACCUUCAAUUUGCUAUUCUUAAUAUUACUGCUGAAUUUAGUCAACGGAAUAUACUUCAAUCAAGGGCUUAAAUAUCGACUUCAUAACACUAAUCGCAGAUCAAAUAUACCGACAUUGACAAACAUAGCUCAUCAAAUAGUGGAAACAUAUUUCGCAAUCAGCGGAUGAUCCAAGUGAUAUUAAAGAUCAAAUAUUUGAAAAUAGUACUCAUCUAAUUAAAUGUAUGCGCUAGUUCUGAGUUUCCAUGGUUUUUUCUCGCUUUGGUUUUGCUUAUACUCCAGUCGGCAUGGAUCGGUCGCAUUGUUUUUUUUCGAAAACAACAAUGCAAUGCCUAGGCAAAUAAAAACCGAGCCCGAGAAGCAACAAUGUUACUGGCAUUGCUUAAUUCGCGCUGUUUAAACACUUUUUAGUCAUCGACUAGGGUCCUAAAACAUACAAAAGACUAAGUGCUCUUUAAGGCAUCUUAACUGCCAAUUGACAUUUAUAAGUGUGUGUUGCGGCGGAUUAUCCAGUCUGACCGCAAUAAACGGCAGCACAUGCAUCACAUAAGAUUUUUCUUGUUCGGUUGACUUAUUCUUUUCUUAGGAUGUGCCAACAUAUAGUGCAAAGUAGUCGUGCUUUUAUGCACUACUUGAAUUGGGUGCUUCCUUAAGUGUAUUUCAACGAGUUCAGUCACAUUGAUAUUGCAAGGAACAGUUUGGCAAGGGCUUACUUCCGGCGUCAAAUUAAAACCAACUGGUUUUUUAUCCCUUGAGGCCUGCUGCAGCAUGCAUUUGAGUACAAAUCUUUGGGGAAACCAUUCUGAGAAACUCAUUUACAGAGGUAAUUCAGUUCAACGUAAUAACUUUCUUCGUCAGAACAAUGCGUUUUUGUCCGACUAAGCAGACUGUUGACAGCAAUUUGCCCGUGAAAAAUGGGACGGUUGGUCCUAGAAUGUAGAUUAUUUUCCUUGCAAGUUUCUUUCCGGUAAACAAAUGUUGCUAACGCCGUGUCGGCCUUUCGAUGCACGAGCACAUCCAGAAAAGAGAGCUUCCAUCAACUUACUUUUCAAAUGUGAAUUGAAUGCCAGGAUUUUCUGAGUUGAUAGUAUUAAGCCGAAUUUUUGUUGAUCCUUCUGGACCGACGUCUCGCAGCAACAAUAUAGGAGAAACCAACAAGACAGCAGUAGCCUUUAGUUUCUGCACUGUUAUUUCAGUAAGAAAAUCAUAAUUAGGCGACCCCAUAGAAGUUUCUUUCAGCUGCUUGUAGCAAUGAUAAUAGAAUGAGAAGUUAAUUUCCAUGCGUAAGCCUAUUACUUCGAGCGGGAAGAAUAAUAAAAUGUUUGCCCAUUUUGAGGCCUUCUAUCGUCUUUUUCUCUCCAAGUGAUAGUACUGUGAACUUACACCGACUUAUCAAGACUUUCACAGUACUGUUUCAAAUAGCAGACCGUUCGUCUUUCAUGAGAUUUACUGUUGAACUUAUAGGUUACGAGGUUGCAGGGAAAAUUAAACAAUGUGGACCAGAAAGAUUGUAUUUCAAUCCUUUGAAGAGCACAUUCUUUUGCUGAAACAAGGACUCUGGUGGACAGAUUUACGACGUCCCUUGAUCCCUGCUGAUUUGUAUUGUUUUUUUCUGAAAUGAUCAUUCAUGCUUUGUCUGAAUUAAUCCACUUUUUUGUCUUUCGAGUUCUGAAACAUGUAACGGAGUAUUGUUCAGCGAUUGCAAUAGGCACAAAGGAAGUUUUAACGCCGAGGAUGCAGGAGUACGGGCUGCCACUGGUGAUAAAAGUAGUCUCAUGUGGGACUAACCAUAAUCCAUCCUUCACCUUCACAGUCUUGUCUCUCACCCUAAAUCCUAACUUUCAUAACUUCAACUACACACAAGCCUAGGCUUCACCCAAGUACUGAACGUACAGACGUUAGAAACGACUAAAUUUGAAUUUGAUAUGCAAUGUAUGAGCCCGAAGUACACAAGUGAGGACGCUUACACUGCUCUAUUAAACCAUUUUUUAUGCAAUACAAAACACAUUUUAGACAAAUUAUUUAUUAACAGAAAGACCAAGGGACUUCAAUUCAAAUAAUCAGACGAAGGUAACAAAAGAAAUAUAUAAAUAUUACCCGCUUAAUGCUAAUUAGAAGACUUCAUGGAUGCAUGUUUCUAUAUGUAUAUUUCAAUAGAAAUGAGCUUCUUAGAAAAAAUAAAUAAACUUAAUUUUACAUUUUCGACUUUGCUGCCCCAAGUUGUCCUCAGCCGUGAAGUAAGUUUGCAAAAUAAGUAACAUUUAGACAUUCCUAAAAAACAAUCUUUCCCUGUCACCCCUGUUGGCAUAGUGUUCUGAUUAGCCUACACCUUUUGCAUGUUUUCUUAAGUCUGUUGUACACAGCAUGUAAUUAUACGUGUCGACUGGUUUAUGAGUUAUCAGAAUGGAUGGUCUCUUAAUAUUCGCAGCAUUUAUUCGAUUACCAGACAACUACAAUGUGAGCCAUGUAUAAAGCGAAUUUUUCUCCAGUUUCCAGGGCAUACCUCACAACUUGGGGAAAUGCCCUCGUCGUUUUAUGUCCAUUUGAUAUUCGUUUAUUCGUGUAAUUGCAGAUAUGCCAGGCAUUGCAGGAAUCACAUGGCAUCAAUAGACGAAUUCAUUUGUAUCUAAAUGGUCAACCCUAUCCUAAGUGUGUACAGACUGGUUAGGAAGUGUUGUCGUCGGCUUGUGCGCGACAUGUAUUUGGUGUUACCCAGAUGUCUUUUAAUUAGUUUGGACACAUACUUAAUGUACGGAAGUGUUCGCCAGUUUUUCGGUUGAGGCACGUGAUCGGAACCAUUCAGAUUCUUGUCUUGUUCAUUUAACUCCUGUAGUGUCAUGCAUCCGUAUACAAAACAUCUAGAACACCUAUCCAGGCAAAAUAGUUUAAACAAAUAUUUAAGUUUUGUUCGAUUGGUGUCCUUGCCAAAGCAGUGUGUUCGUUCGCGUUAAAGAAGGCCGUUCUCGGAACUCCGUUUGUGAGAGAUCACGUGAUUGCUCUCAAAAUGUAAACAAUUUCUGCGUAAGUUUCCUUGCGGUUAACUGAAAUGUCAAAUGUCCCAUCAUACUUUCUCUGUACGAGGACAUCAAGAAACGGGAAGUAGUUAGCAGCCUCUUUCCUGAGUUUAAAUGUGAUUUCUGGAAUUCUUGAGUUAAUAAUUUUGUUGGAUAUUUCCGGUUGAUAACUUUUAACAUUGAAAAUGUGUCAUCAGCUUAAUUUGCUCAUAACGGACCGCUAAUUGGUUUUAAGUCGAUAGCCUCUAAUUUCUGCGUGGCCUACAUCUGCGAGAAAACCAGAGAGUGAUGAUCCCGUAGGGGUUCUCUUAAACUGCUGAUAGUAUAUUUUUGCAAAUGAAAAGUUCGCUUUUAGAAAAGAGUUAAGAAUUCUAGAAAAAUAGAUUCAGGGAUUUAAAUUUCGCAGCACUGAAGACGUUCAUCUGUAUGCCAUCUUUCUUAAUCUAGUAGAAUGUAUGGCAAUAGAGAUUACAUAUCAAAGGACACCAUUCUUUUAUCUGCUGCGAUCUUUAUUCAUGGACAUUUGUCCAGAAACUCUAUUGACUUGUUUUUUGAUGUUUCGCAAUCGUUUGUCAACGGAUAGAAUUUGUGAAAAUGCUAUUUGAAAAUCUUGUAAUUAGUUUCAUGGACCAACAAUACUAUCGGUCGUAAUGGUACUUCAGGUUUGCGAAAAAUAGUUAGUUUACUUUCCUCGACUGUUCUUUGAAUACCUUUAUAGGGGAAGUUUGGUUGGCUGGAAUUCGUUGAGAAACGCCAAUUCAUUUUUUUGUCUAAAACACUCCAUUUUAUGUAUUUGGAUCCUUAGAACACAGACAAUUGCCUCGUUUAGAGAUUAAUUAAUUGCAAAGGGAGAUUUCGUCGGCAGAUUUGUGCAUGCUGUUCUUUGAAAGCUUGGAAUUCCUGACUUUUGUAGUCAGCACUGUUAUAAAGGCGCUGAGCAGGUUUUAGUCUUAACGUAAUGAAUUUUGAUGUCCUUAGGUAUUUCUAAUGACAAGUAUUAUGUUAACAGAUUUUGACAAAACCGUCUGAUUUUGGCUAUUAUGUUGUAAAAGCAACCGUUCUCGAGCGAGAAGUUUGCAAAUCACGCACUUUUCUCACCAUCUACGCUUACAAACUUUAUAGGUUUAAAUUUUAGAACAGGCGUUCAAAAAAGCGUUAUUCAAAAAAUACGUUUUCUGGGAAAGAUAAACAAAUUGAAUUGCAAGUUUCCGAACUUGGUUCCCCAAGUCGUCCUCAGACGUGAAGCAACUGUGAAAAACAGUUAAAAUUUAACCAUGCUUACAUAUAUAUAAACAGGAAGAUGAACAUUUCAGGGAACACAAUCCAUCCUUUGGGGAAUUGAACGAAAUUCAGUUCGAAAUUUUCCACGCUUGUUACCAGAGUCGUCGUCAGACGUGUAGAUAGUGUGAAUAGCGUUGAAAUUUAAAAAUGCCCAAAAAGUCGAUAGUGUUUUGCCAGUGUUGAGGAUGGGUCGAAUCUGUGGGCUAAAGUCACGCUUUGAUUGACUAUAAACUUUCCCGAGCUUGGGAAAGUGGACCCGUUUCCUUAAUGCUCAUUGUAUAUGAAGACGUUUAUAAACAAGAAUAUACACAUGUCAUUUACCGGAUAGACUGCAGUUGUGGUCAAGCCAAUUAUGUUGGUAAGCCGGCAACCAAGUACGCACGAGAUUGCACGAACUCGAGUUAGCUGUGGGACGGAAAGAUAAACUCUCCUUGGUAGCCGCCCACGCCUCCACGACAGGACACGGCUUCGACUUUAAGUGCGUGAGAAUAUUGGACCAGUCGGACGGCCAAGUUGCUCGCCUGCUGCAGGAAGCAUGGCAGUCAACCGAGGACUCGAUUAAUCGACAUAUCGAUUUGUCAAUCGCUUAUCAAGAACUGUGUGAGUAAAUCAACAGCGCAGAUAGAGGUCACUUCCGGCAGAGGUAAGUUAAAUACACGAUGAGUUGUACAAGUUUUCAUUCCUUGACGAUGGGCUCGCGUGAGAGUUCGAAACGUCGGACAAAUAAACCAUUGGUCACAGCGAUCGCCUUCCCGUCUUCUUCUAUGCAAUUACCUGGGCCGCGCGUAUUCUCUAUCAUUCGGAACACAUGUAUAUGCAAUGAUAAGGGCGCCCAAAUAUGGAAAUCUACUGUAGCGAUUGAUAUCUUACACCGAGAGUCAUAUAGGCCAUACAUUUGAGUCUACAUAUUAUCAAUCACCCAGAAGAUCUUGGUUCUCAAAACAACUUUUAGCCAUCAUAACUUAAACUACAACAUAACCCAUACAUAACCCAAAUCCUGAGCUCUUGGUAUUUUGGGGACAUUUGGAGUUAGGGUUGACCUGCAAUGUCUGUCCCUGCAGUCCACAAAUGAGGGCAUUCACCACCUCACUAGUAAACACCUUUUUGAUAUAAAAGCCUAAGCCACACACAAAGUUGGACAUAGGUACGCAGGGGGCAUGUCUUUUAGAACGUCUUUCUUACUAUUACGUCUCGUUCUACUUCUUCAUUUCAAUCAUGGCUGCAAGCAUCAACAUACAAAGCGUACGUCUGACAUGCAAUAAAUAAUCAUUUAAUAGAAGCAUGUAAGACUAAUUGCAUGCUCAUAAAGUACUUGGUAAUUUAGGAAUUUAACUGCAUCCACCUUGCGGUUAACAGUUUAAGUUUGUAACAUGUGAUUCACUAUCCACAAUAAAGUAUCAGCUGUUCUUAAAAGCUUUUUCUAACCAUCAACAUGUUUAGCGGCUCAAUCCUUAGAACCCUGUCCGUCGUCCGGAAGGAAUAUUCGUCUUGCUGAUGUCUUGAUGCAUCGACUUCAGAUGAGUGCUUUUUUCAGUGCAUACAUCAAAUUUAAGCAAAACACCAACAUAGAGUUUUAUAUGAUAUAUCAAUCAGCACCAAGGAUAGAUCGAUGCUUCUUCGUUAAUUUUGAGAGUGCAGCUCAAAUAAUAAAAUCGGCCUGCAGUGUUACGUUCCCUAGUCUGAGAUUUCGCUUGAUGCAAACGGUAGGCAGAUUUUUCGGACCUACGUCCAAUAAGUUGAAUACCAAAGCUUAACCAGUGAGGUUAGACUAAUGAAACAGCAUUAGUUAUACACGCAAACAAACCUAGACAAUUCGACUUUAAAAUGAGCGGUAGCAUCAUGUUUGGUUUUAUAAGACACAUUGAAAAUCAUGCAGAAUUCUCAUACCUGAUUGUCAGAUCAAGGGCUUUUUUCAUCAGAUAAUGCGAAAAAAAUAAGUAGCUUAACGUAGGCGAAAUGCAGAAUCUGCGUAUAUAUUUAGGUCUAUGAAGGAGUUGUUACCAUCCGAAAUGAGUGACAGCACGAAAAUGUGCCACCACGCAUUCAAUGAUUUCAAAUUAUUUAAAGAAUGGGUGGCGCACGAAUAGGGACUAUAUGGGAAUCAGCAUAUGCUACCUUAGUAACAUGCCAUUGUGCGUGAAUUUUACAUUAUAUUUGUGUGGCAAAAAAUAUAACUAUUCAGAAAUUUUAAGAUUCUUUGUGCAAAUUCACAAAGCGUAGAUUUGUAUUUUAUCCACUGCGUAGAAAUACAGUUAUCCGGAUACGGAUAUAAGUAGACGUAAUUCCGCGAUGCCAUAAAUAAAUAAUUCAGUAUUUUCGUUUAAGAUGAGUAGCAACCAGAUUUUUUACGUACAGUAAGUGCGCCAACGUUAGCCAAAAUUAUCACGUUAGAUUUGUGUUUCGAAAAGAUUGAUUAAAUUGAACUGUAAACAAAUCGUUGUGCAACAGAAUUCUAUAAAAAGUCAAUUAGCACGGUGUCCCGCCUUUCGAAUAAACUUUUCCGGGGUUGCAUGCAAAUGCAUUGCAUUGCGAAAAUGACUAUUUUAUUAACAUGUUUUUUCCCUGAUUUUCGAUACCCUGAGAAAUGCAAAUAUAUUUCAUAGAAAAGAUGCGGAAAAUGUUCUUUUCCUGCGUAUGCGUUAGCAAAUGACGACUUCUUCUAUUUUUGGACGCGAAAAACGUAAAAUACGAUUUUUAGAACGCUUUCAAUUCGCGAGUGAUUUUCAACCUGACCUUCUUUACACUUGCAUUCGGGGUUUUCACACCUUUGGCCGUAUAUUUUUAGCGUAUGGAAAAAGCAUGCAUUACUCUGAGGUAUUAAUAGGAGACUAUAUGUGGUUCAUAUAAUUUAACAGUGGAUUUCGGCCAAAUGUUAACUUUACAAGCCACAUUAGUUAAUGCACUGAAAUGAACAAAUAUUUCAAGAUAUUAAACAAUCCUACAAUUAGACACAUUUAAACCACCCAUCUUUACCCUCCAUUGGUAAUAAAAUUGAGAAAAAAAGUAAUUUCCUACCGAUUGCGUAAAAGAAUGAGUAGGUUUAUGCAUGUUUUCCAUGAAAUAUAAUUGAAAUUUUAAAGGCACCAAAAAUCAAUUAAAAGAUUAAUGCUCCGAAAAUUGUCACUUUUUACAGUGUUUAUUUUUCAUACCGUCUGAGAGAAGUUUGUUCCAAAGUCGGCAUCCUGCAAUAACUGAAUUAUUGUAGAACUAAGCUGAAUAAGGAUUGGAAUUAAACCCUACUCAGGUUAUCUUUUCAAAGCGGAAACGCAGUUGCUAAUGUUUGUUAACAUUUCAUAUGUUUACAAACCUAUUGCACGUGCAAAGUAUCAAAACCUGUUCCCAAAAACGUCCUCAGAAUUUCACGUGUUAAGUGAGAAUAAGACGCCUUAUUUAUUCUACAGGGUCAGCAAUAUUAAUGAUAUGGUCUCUAUAUGAUUUACUGUUUUAAAUUACGCAUAAUUACCUUGUGCAUCACAUUUUAGCUGGACGUAUAUUACCAACUAAGAAUGGCCGUCACACUCACUACUUUGGACACUCUUGAAUUUACUCUUGAGGAUGUGGACGCCGUUGCAGAAUUCGACCUCAUCUCCAGUCAAUUAAUAAAAGGAAGAGUGAUGCACCUAACCGGGGUUAUUUUCAACGCGACCUACGAAAGCUUUUUAAUGCAAAAUGUAGCAAUUGUGCCAUCGGUAAACCUGCCGUGGAAACAGUAUGCGCUGCAAGCGCUAAGCAAGUUGGCAACUGAGGCAAUGUCUAAUUCAGUAGCAUUGGAGUGCAUCCUGUAGGCCAAAGACUCUAUCUACCUUCGUGUGUGCGGUGAAAAACACAUAUUUUUGGCAAAGGGAAAUUUCCAAUAAAUCUUAUUUAACAAACGCGUCUCAAUUAACCAUAGAAUGCAUGAUAUGGCGUAACCUCUGUGCUGGAAAGUAACGCCAUUUAAAAAAAAACAAUGCAAUGACUGUUGCAAUUUCUGACUUGAUCAGCAAAUUGCCUUAGUUCGAUUUUGCUUAAAAUAUCAAAAAUUGUAAGGUCGUUUCUAGCCAGCAUGCAUAAGCCCGCAACGUAUAACUGCAUAGUUUUAAGAGUCGCAUUUAUCCCUCUUUAUUAACUAUCGAUGCCAGACUUCUGUACUGGCAACUUCAUCGCGUCCUUUUCAUGUUUGAAUUAUUGCUAAAAUCGAUGAACAUAUUAAAUUUAUUACGUAAAGAGGAAGGUGCCCAUCAGCGUAACACAGGCAACUCAGCCACACAUUAACAGUACGGUAUGUUGAGGGUAAUCAUUUUGCGAAACUGAUGCAAUUUUUAGAAAUUUAAUACAUAACCUUGGGCAAUCAAAAGGAAAUAACAAGAAAAAUCAGUGAAUGUUUAAAUCUAUUUCACGCGACAUAGAGAGAGUCAAUGGCGGAGGAAGUUGGUUUGAUAAUGAAAGCUAACAAAACAGGCGCCGGUAGUAAAAUCUAUAUACAUCACAUAGUCGAAAGAUUUCUCACGCACAAGAAUGUGAUUGGGGCAAAGUAAUAACAAUUAGUAGUUCAGGUGUAUGGCCCGUGACCGAAUGGAGUGUUUCUGAAUAAUCAUUCAAAAUUAUGUGUUACUGCGCGCCACUGAACACCAAUGUUCCACAUAAAUUCUCGAUAUUCCUCAUAGACUGAUUCCACUUUAUUUGACCUGUCUUGAAUAUGCCGGAUGCUUUUAGUGUGCUGGGCGGCUUAACUAUGACAAACCAACUAAACAGGAAUCCCAAACAAAAAAAAGAUGCUUAAACGGCCCAAAAUACCUCUAAUUUUGCCACGGUUAGACAUAGUUUUAACUACUCUUUGUUUAGAGUAUCAUGCUUUACAGAAAGCGGCCUAUAUUCCGCUUGCAAGAAAAACCUCUUAUUAGGCCAUGGUCGUCUAGGUCACUGAAUAUGCAAGAUGAGGGCAUGGCAGUGGAAGUCGGUUUUAGAAAGAGAGUUAGUAAUAGAGGUUACGACAGCAACCUCCGCGUAUAUCAGUUGGUCAAACAGAUUCGUAAACGCAGUAAUUUAACCGAUGCGAAACCACAAUUACUUACUAGUUUGCUUGUCUACUUACAGGUGUAUGGCAGAUGGUCAUAUGAAGUGUUCGUAAAAACAUACUCCAAAAAUUCAGUGUUACUGUGCGCCACUGAACAUCAAUGUUCCAUAUAAGUUCUCGAUAUUCCUCACAGUCUGAUUCCACCCGACGUAGCUUGAACAUAUCGGCAACGUUUAGCAUGCUGAACGGCUUGAUUAUGGCAAACCAACUAGACCAGAAUCCAACACAAAAAGGAAGAUGCGAAUUAAGUGAAUAUGUAGCCAACUGUUGUGAAAGGUUUGAUUGACCUUAAAAUACCGCUAAUAUUGCCGCGGUUAGACAUAUUUUGAACUGGUCUGUGUACAGAGUAUCGUGCUGCACUGAAGACGGCUGAUGUUUCGUUUAAAGAAAACAUGUUAUUAGGCCAUGGUCAUCUAGGUUACUGAAUAUGAAAGAUGAGGUUUAAAAGGUAAGGUUAACACACGGAUUAAAGCAAAUUAACCUAUUUGUCUGACAGGGUAAGCAUGCAAUAAUAACUGUCAUUUCUGCCUUGAUCACUGCACUGUAAAAUGUGUUAUUUUGUUUGUAUCAAUAGUAGACUGAGUUAAUAUGGUUUGGAGCUGUUUUGUUCGAUUCAGAACUUGAUGCCUAAAUGCAGCAAACUAUAUCUAGUUUUUAUUGUUGGUUUAAAUGAGGAUUUCUGUUUUAAUAUUUAAUUACCACCGCAAGGACAUAAUACUUAUUAUUAGAAAGCAUCAAAACUAUGUGCAGUUUAAUGCAUAAGAAGGGAGUUGCUGAAAUAGAAGAGAGUAAAAAAUAAGUAAAUCGUCGAAUCUCUUCCACGAAAUGUACUAUUUACUUUGAGAGUAAAUUAACAUGUUCGACCAUCGUGGCAGACAAUGUCCAGCGUGUACCAUACCGGUUAAGCUUCUAUGAUUUCCACGGUUCAGGUGUAUUUUUAGUCUACUUUUGUUAAAAUUAGCCGGUUGCCUGUAUAAGGAAUUGGCAUUUUGGCAACUGUCUUCUGGUCACAGUCGUUGCACAGAAGAAGCCAUAGAGUCAUAAUAUUAGACGGAUGUAAGGAUCUUAUUUAUUUUGUCUAGUUUUUGAUGGGAUGCAUUGGAAAUGAACAAGUUUUGUUAGCGCGCUGCGGAUUUUGAUUUUACUGUGCACGACUCAUUGGGGAAAUCCAAGUAGAUUCAAAUGAGUUUGACGUUAGUACCCAGAUCCCUUGAUUUGAACGAGGAAUGGAAACAUUACGCACUAAUGAAAUGCGAAGGAUUGAUGAGGACUGGCCCAUUGGCUCGACUGAACCGGCAUCAGUGUAAAGAAUGCAUGGGUUUCCAUUUGAAUGUACGUUUAGCUGGUCUUUGCCUAGAUUUGUCUAAGUGGAUAGAUCCGGUGUCCCGGUGAAGAAAAAAAUGCAAUCAAAAUAUAUUUAAACUAAAUUUACCAUAUAAUGACAGAGUAUUUGGAUCGCAAUAUAGGACAGAUCUAAGUUAUUUUGCCAUCUCCUCGUGCCCCUGAUGAAAUCAAACGAGACAACGUUCAACUGCCGCAUUCCGGUCCUGGCUAGAGAUGGCAGCACUGCAUGUCUUGCGUUGGGUGACAGAACGACGAGUAAUAUUGUUUAUACAGGCUGAGAAUUCCAAAGCCGAUUUGCGAGGCGAAAUCGCCAUAAAUUUCUGAUUGGUGGCUCUGCCGAGGCAUGAUAUGGCGGACCAUAUUCUUAAAUUUGUGUUGCAAUACCCCAUGUAUUUCUGUAAAUACAGAAUAUCCGCAUUUUGAAAGAUAUUCCUAAAAUAACUUUUCGAAACAAGAACGCAUUUCGAAAUUUUGGUUGACAUUUCAUGAGUUAGUACAUCACUAUUGCUCACUAUUGUCAAAGCGUCAAGUUAAAAAAACCGAUCAGAAUUUUUGAUAAGUUGGCCUUGAGCUGAUCAAUUUUUCUUUCCUUUCGCAGCCUUGGCCUACUGGCCGCCGCCUGUGAGUGUUGGUGGCCUUCGUUAUUUCUUGUCGUCAUCUCAGUUGGGGUUAGUUGCGUUUUCGUUCCCCUUUAUGGGUGAAGUGGUCGACAAGCCGUGUUUGUUAGAUAUUCUUGGGCUCCAUGUGAUUGUCUUGUCUUCAUCACGGCGUAUUUAGUUGCGUACGACUUUAUAAGCCGAAAGAAGGUCUAGACGCCUGUUGACGAAGUUGGCAUCUGAGUAUCAUGCCUCAAGUUUGAGCCGCUCAGACCUUGAGGUAACCCUUCUUUAGACGGCUGCUCUACAAAAGUCAAAACUGUGACCAGUUUCCUCAAUGUGAGUCGCAAGCUGUGAGUUUGGGCCGAGUGUCUGAUUUGCCAGUUUGUGCUCAUGUAGGCGGGUCUGCAAUUUCCGUCCGGUUUCCCCAACGUAGUUGCAGUCUCCAUACAUACAACUUAUUUGAUAGACAACUGCUGACGUCUUCUCAGGCAUCAAUUUUGCUCCAUUGCUGGCAUGUUCUAAGAAAUCUCAAGGAUUCUCGAAGGCUCAGACAUUAGUUGAUACUUUUCAGUUCAUACGUCAUCGCAUCAACCUCAGUCUAUUAAAUGCCUGACAGGUCAUGUCGAUGCCAUCCUUCCAUUGUUAAUACUUCAGAUGAUGUAAAUGACGCAAUCCCCGGCAAAACAACACACACUUUACACCUUCCUUGGAUUUCUUCGCAGAGGAGCACUUUAAGCCGGGUAUUGACAACAACAGAACCGAACGUUAUUCCGUUCUGGCAAUUUUUUUUAUUAAAGAACGGAUUCUACCGGCACUGUUUGCCUUUCCACAAUGCGUUUAUUCGUUUUAGUCAGUUUUUUGCGUUUGCGCUAUUUUUGCUUAUCUUUAAGGAAAAUGGUCAUCUCUACAUAUCAUGAUAUAUCCUUCAAUAGUAUUUGUCUGCUUUAACGUUCCUAAGAAUAUCUAAACCUAUUCUUGACCGCAUACCAGUGAAUCAGAGCGGUCUGUAACUUAAAUCCAUACAGUUUCCGACGAGAUCCAAAUUACCAGUAAAUUGGAGAUUCUUAAAUCAAAACUACAUGCGCAGAAGAAUAGCGUCUAAAUCUGCUUCUUCGGGUGUGCAAUGCGCGUAUUGUAAAGCCGUGUCUUCUAUGGGCCAUCAUCAAACUGAUCAAUCCAACCAAAUGCCAUAAAAUAUUCAAUACGUCAGUGUAGACGAAAAAUUUAUUCGACGACCAAGACAACUUAUUUUACUGCACUAUGAUUAAUGAAUUCGUGACGAUCCUUAAGGCUUUCAAAUAAAAGAAAAUUAUGAGAAUACCAAGUAAUGGUCAGAAUAAAGCGGAGUUUUAUAGUUGCCGGAAAAUUUGUAAUUCUGGCCUAAAAGCAUGUCGUCUUUAAAUUUCAAACCAUUUGUUAUUUGUUGGCAUGAAAUUCGGAUUGCAGGAGUUACUGCCAUUUAUGCGACCUCCCUGUGCACAGUGAAUCAACCGAUUUUGGCAUAUGUGCAUUUGUCUUCGUCGUUAUCAUCUCCAGUCAAGUUAGUUCAAAUCACAGUGAAUGAAUGCAUUCGUAUCUCCGACAUGGCUUAUUUCUGUCGGUAAAUAUGGGAUUAGUAAAACUCAGGACAUGGAUUAUGACUUUGAGCUCCGAGUUGAAGCUUCAUCAAUGGUCGGAUAAUGUCCUUAUUUAAAGUAGGCAUGGACAGCAGAAUUUAUAGGUGCCAGUAAAUUUCGUGACAUAUUCUCAACUACAACCUGUCGUUGCAUAACGCAAAAAACAACUGCGAAAUGUACAGAGGUUUUAACUUCGACAGAGAAAAUCAAUAUAAAACAGCAAGGUCAUCGUGUACUGCGCGUAUACUAAUCAAUAAAAUGGUAACUUCAAAACGCAGUAUAGGAAAGAAAGUGGGGAAGUAAACAUGCUGAGGGAUUUCGAAAAUUAAAAGGGGGCUCAGACGUACGAGGGUAAGCUGAGGUUAACCACGUGAUCUAUCUGCUUACAAAGGUUGGGUUUCUCCCGCCGUGUGUUGGCUGCCUCCAGGUAGCGCAAUAACCGAGUAGUUCGUGCUCGAACUAACACUCGAAAAGACGUUUUGGGGUCAACCAAAUGGCCACUAAAAAGGAGAUGUUUUUUAAUAUAAGUGCGUCGAAUCUUAUAUGCCUGCUCUAGAAGCCAUUUAGGCAGGUUUUCAAUUGCCCUGGCUGCCAAUUGCCUUUGCGUUCGUCCAAUGUAGUUACAUCCAUAAGUGCAUGUAAAUUCGUAAAGUCAGUUUGACGUGGCGUGCAACGGCAAGGCAUACUUCACCCGUGUAACUUCGAAAGCCUUAGUAGGGCUGAAGAAGAUGAGUUAAGCUGAGUUGUAAGCUCUAUUAAUAGCGCAUCUCAAUCGCCUGCUUUAAAUUCAUUCCAUGGAAAUAUUGCUUCAAAUGUUCUAAUAGCCGAACUCUUCCCAUCUGAACAAGCGACCAUCUUCUGGACAUGAAAACUGUGUUUGUAAUACAUUCCCCAUAUAAGUACAUAGAAAAUAGGGUGGGAAUGCCUUGCUUUGCUGGUAUUCUGGCAGUACAGGGCACACGAUUGAGGUGUUCAAGCCUGCCAGGAACAGUAUGCUUCCAUUCCGCUCAUCAGGCAACUGACCACCAACAGCAGUUGCGUGGAAAUGGAAUUAAGUAACAAUUUAGCGUUGCUUCUAUAAAGCGUAAAGAAAAACUCAUUUUUAUACAUAUUCUCGUUCCCAGUCUGUAGUCAUGUAUAUAUAAAAUGUAAACAUAAAUAUAUAAGUAUUAAGAGGAGAAGGCUCGUCAAAAAUCGAGGUAUAAUCGUAAAUUUUCAAGUCGGUUACAUCAACCCGUCGUCCGACGAAAAUAAAAGGUGUGAGGGAGAUAAUCCCACUGGAGAGUUAGGGGGACAUCGAGGUUACAUCGACAAGACACACGUUCAUGUGUGGGGAUGAAGAACGUGUUUGGAUAGGUGGCGGACGUUAGGGGAGGUGUUGUGGGUUUCACACAUGGUUCACUCUGUGAAGGAGAGGCUGAAUCCAUGAUAUUCUACAUGAUCGAAUAUGGAUUAGCAGUUGGUGUCUCAGGGUGGGCGCAAGCCGGCGAUCCGUUAACGUAAGCCCUCAUAGUGAGCGUCUACGUCGACAUGGCGGCUGAUGCUAUUGUUAUCAGAGCGCCAAGUUUCUAGAAACUCUCGUUUGUUUGGUGUUGGCGCUAGCGAUCACUGCCGUUCCCUCCCAGUUGAAGCGGUGAUCACACUCAAGGGCGUGCGCAAACACGAGAGACAAGGGGUCCCGUCGGUAGAUGGCCAACUUGUGUUCGUUAAUGCAGGUUAUUUUUUGAGUAAGUCGGCGCUACUGCCGAAGACCGUGUUUUUGCCAUUAUUAUUUAAAAAUAUCAAAACUAUCGUACAAAAACAGCACACGAACAGAGGUUCCGGCAAAUGGCUUCAAGGCAAGUAAUAUAUUCAAAAUUGUUGAAUGACAUCCGACGGAACGCCUUAUGACACAAAUACCGUCAAUAACACAAAGGCUGUGGGUUGUAAUUAUAAGUAUAUUAUGUUAUAUACGACCGAAAGGCAGGUUGAUUACGAAAUACCAAUACGAAAUCUACGACACAGCAUACUGUUUGUCGACGAGAACAUGCGGAUGAAACACUGCCCACAAACAUGAAGUAAUAGACGGCAAAUAAAAUUGUUCGCAUCAUAAAGCCAGCAAUAUUUAAAUAUCGAACACAGAUUUUCCGGCGACAAAACGCACAUUGUGGACGUUUGUUUGGUUAGCAAUUCCGAGAAGGCUUCCAUGCUGCUAGUUCGAUUUAAUCAUGCAUUAGUCGACACAGGGAUUUCAGUACCACGUAGAAGGCAAGACGGCCAAUCCGGACAGAAUCACAGGAAUAAUCAACACUAAUGCGGCGGACACAGGACAAGCAGAUUGCGUUUGCAGCCUGUGUACAAAAUACAACCUGGAAAGUAAGAAUUCUAACGUAUGCACAUUGGCGAAGGCACGUUUUUACAAUGUGCAACUAUUUAAGCAGAAAACAAAAUUUAUGUGUUAUGAACGGUAUAAUGAAGGGCAGAUAUUGUCGCAGUUAGGUAGUAAACAAAUUCAGAACAUUUGGUUUAUAGAACUACGAUGAUGACUCACCUAUAUUCGUAAAAGCACAUAAGAAUGCAAGUGGGGCAUCAAAGUAAAAUGAAUGUUGAUACAAAUAUGUGGGCCAGUGGCAUGUUAAAACACGUUCUGGGCGGUUUGUUAUUGCAUAUAAUGAACACCGUAUACUUGAUUAUCUGAAGCUUCUUGCUUCUCUAUUUGUAGAGCCCUAUCCUUUUAAUUCAGCAAAUGUGCUAACUCGUGAACUGCGAGACGACAUUUCCAAAUGCGUUUUCGUUUUAAAAAGAUUAACGAAGUUGGGUUGCAAAACUUACUAUCGUUCAGCAUAAUUCGAUAAUUAUUUAUUUAUGUGAGGGUACGAGCCUUUGAAAGAAUUCGUCUCCGAUCGCAUGCGAAAUCUAUACGCCGUUAAAAAUGACUAAUUAAGCACAUUUUUUAUAUUUCUAUAUUUCAUUGAAAUCAUGCAUCAGCAUAUCCAUUCCUUCGCUUAUUUUGCAAAAAGGUACGCCUUUUUAAUUUAUACUCAAAUAAAAGAUAUAAUUGGGUUUUUAAAUCUUUUUCAAUUCCCGAACAAUUUUAAAUUCGACCUGCCGUUACACUUGCGUUCAGGGUUUCUAAACUGCAAGCCGUAUAUUUUCCUUGUACGAAAAUCAUGCAUUUUUCUACAGUAUGAAGAGGUACUUAUAUGGGUUCAUAAAAUUUAGCAGUGAAUUUGAGCCAAAUUGUAAACGAUACAGAACAAAUGACGUUUUGUGAACAGCUAUUUCACGGUGUUGAAGAAUCUCACAAUAAGGAAUUUUGUGAAAUCGAAAAUACCCCUCAUCUGGGUAUAAACCUGGAAGAAAACCUACUUUUCUACCAGAUGAUCAAAGAAUAAAUAUUUAUUUGCAAGUUUUCCGUUAAACAUAAUCGACUUUUCAAUGUCAUCGAGGAUGCACUCUACUUAAGCAGUCAUUUUAUACAGAUGAUCUUUUUGCGCGCGGCCGGAAAGAAGUUUGCUCGAAAGCAGGCACUCUAACGUAACUUAAAAUUAUAGAAUAAUGCCGCAAGGCUACAAUUUUAACAACCAAUUUAAUCAAUAUUUUGACACGAAAACCCAUUUCGGAAUUUCGGUUAACGUUUUAAGAUUAAGUCAACCUUCUGCUAAUGAUAACCUGGUUGCAUUUAAUUAUUUUUUAGACUUAUUAUCGUUAACGCUAAGGCCUUUUAAAAAGUUUACGGCAAUGCCAAAAAUUGGAAGUGUACUUGUUGUCGUGAACGCGAAUUAGACGGACAUAAGUGUAAGUCAAGUAAUGGGAAGUAGUCUCUCUUAUCUUACCGUACAUAUCACAAAACUGUCGUUCAAUAAAACGAACAAUAAACCCAGAACAAUGGGAGAAUUGAUCCUGCUUUUUGGGCUUUCCUACCUAUCCUCCCGAAUCCACGGAUGUCGUCAUCUAAGGCAAAUUGGUAGGUCAGCCUUGCGUUUUAUAUCGUUUGCAAUUUUGCGUCAAGUGCGCUAUGCCGUAAGAUUUUACUAGGUUAUUCCAUAUUUGUUCGCAAAUCAUGUUUUUGCAGUUUUAUAGACACCCAGCGUAACUUUUAGAACAUAUUUCAGUAGAACGUGUGCAGGAGCUGAUCUCUUUUGCAUCACAUACAGGCCGACAAAUAUAAUUUAGGGACUUUUGAAUAAAUUAGUUAUUUAAUAUAUCUGUUUUUAAAAAUUGGCAAUUCAGAGGUCAGAGCUGUAAGCGUUCUCAAGUGCUCUAUGUAGCAUUUGGUAUUGCAGAUAGGAGUUGCGAAUUUUCAAAAGUAUAUGAAAGAAGGCGUAUGGCCGUGAACUGAAAAAUGCACCCGCAUCACGAAUCAAGGCAAAAUUUCGUGUUCCAUGUGUAUGCAUAAGUGAAAAAGAAGAGUCGAGCAACGGAACACGUCACUCUUUGCAGCAAACCGGAGAAAAGAGCACGUGAGGCCCGUUAUCUCCGGGACCACUUUGUGCAAAAUGGCUACCCGAGGGCAUUCAUAAGUCGCUGCCUACGCGGUCGCCAUCAGAGAACUCGAACAUCAACGUCACCGACGAUAUGGCUUUCUCUGCCAUACAUCAAGGGUGUUUCAGAAACGACCAAGCGCAUUGCUGCGGAACUAGGUGUUGGAAUUGCCCACCGUCCCAAAGCCACCAUGCGCGGCAAGGUCAUGAAAAUCAAAGACCGAUUAAAACCUGAAGAGCAAUCUGGAGUAGUGUAUCGCAUUCCGUUUCAAUUUUGUCAUUGUAACUACAGAGGACAGAUUGGACGCAUGCUCGGAUCGCGCAUACACGAACAUAAGCUGGCUGUGCGACGAGGCGACGCAUUAUCACAAGUGGCCGCCCACACCUACGAAAUGGGUCACGAGUUUGACUUCGCAGCCACCAAAAUAGUCGCCCACGCCGGAAACAAGACAGGCCGAGAAUUGAUUGAAGCCUGGGCCUCGGAUGAGAACUCGGUCAAUCGACUUAUUAUCUGGCGCCGGCGUACAGAGCCCUGCGUAGUCACCUCCAGUCUCGCACCGUCGGUCGAUGAUUGGACCUACGUGCCUUAUAACUACCGCUUGUCCUGUUUCUAUCACUACCUCUGA
Messenger RNA from Spirometra erinaceieuropaei, 39110 nucleotides. The record is from the annotation of a GenBank genome assembly. NCBI's taxonomy places the organism in Eukaryota, Metazoa, Platyhelminthes, Cestoda, Diphyllobothriidea, Diphyllobothriidae.